AUGUACUAUCAAUUACGACGAGGUAGUAAACAGAAAAAAAGUCCUAUAAGAAUAUCAUUUAAAAAAUAUUCGAAGAUAUGGAGACUGAUUAGUGCAAGUUUUAUGAAAACAAUAAAUUUUGCAAUUAGCUUUCCGAUAGUUGUAUUAUUAUUGGUUAUCAUACCAAUCACUCUUGUGUUCAAAUGGAUCGUGUCUUUGGCUCAUCGAAUUGCUUGUCUAGGCGUUUUAGGAAACGUAAUGACAAACGACGAGAUUCGUUGGUUGGGUUGUUCUUGGCGUCAUUCUACUGUGUUCGCAAUUUUCAUUCUUGACAAUGAAAUGGAAUUGCAAUUUUUACAACAGCUCGUCGUUAACAAAGUACUACCGCAAUGUCCACGAUUAACUGAAAAACCGGUGGUGUUGACAAAUUUAUUUGGGAAUUCGCAUUGUUGGAUGUCUGAUCAUAAUUCAUUCGAUAUUAACCAACAUGUAUUCAAAUCACGUGAAACCACAAUGGAAAAACACGAGCUACAGAGGUAUAUUGGGCAAUUAGUUUCUGGUGGUUUACCAAUAGACAAACCACCUUGGGAAUUGCAUUUGUUGUCUCAAUGUGACGAAGCGAUGCCAGGAAAACGAGAUGCAGUGGUUGUAUUUCUCGCUCACCGGUGUCUAGCAGAUUGGAUAUCUUUGGCUAAAUUAUUGUGCACUUGUUUGUCAGAUACCAAACCAUACUACCAUACUUCAGAAAAUCCAACAAAAAUGCGAUAUUGGACAAGCGUAGCAAGAACUGUGAUGACUGGACCUGCAGAAAUUUUAUGGAAAAUGAUUACCCCAAUCAAUGAUGACAAUAUAGUGACUUCGGAUCCCCUAACUUUAAACUAUAACAUUAGUUGGUCUUGUUUUCAAGGGGCUCUAUCAAAAGUUAACCGAAUUAACCAAGUGACUAAAACUCCUAACAGUUAUGUAGUUUUGUCUGCAAUUGCUGGAUCGUUGCAUGUUAUGAUGAAAGUUGGACUGCAGCAACUGGACGACAUGAAUAUUGUUUACCCUGUGCAAACUGGGAAUACCGACCACUCGGCACCAGUUUUAAUUCGUUUACCAAUAGGCAUUGAAGGUGCCAUCCCAAGAUUGUGGUUUACCAAGAAAGCAAUGCAAAAUAUGUAUCGUUCGGAUCAAGCUUUAUUGCCAGCAAUAGUUUCUUUAUUAAUGCCACUCCACUCUUCGGGAACCAGAACACUGUUAUCUGGGCUCACUGACAAUUUGGCUUGUCUACAGUUUAGUUGGGUAUCUGGCCCAAGGUCAAGAAUUAUAAUCAAAGGGUCUCCACUAAAAACAGUUUACUCUAUACUGCCGUCUCAACAAACUAUUGGUGUUUCAGUCUCGGUGUUUACAUACACAGAUGAUAUAUUUAUUAGUGUAAGUGCAGAUAGUGCGAUUGGUGAAGGGUUUGGUGAAACUUUAUUGCUCAACAUAAAACGUCAAAUUGACCAGAUGUACGAGCUGUUAAGAUACAGAAGAAUACCAAAGGAUUUAAAGAACAGUUUUUUAAUAUCGAAUAAUUUUAAAGAUUUAUCGUCUAUAGAUAUUGAAGGGCUUAUAGGGAAAAUGAAAGAUAUUCAGUUACAACUACAAAUGGCUAAAGAACUAGGUGUGUAUAACGACGACGGAAUAAGACACGUAAAUCAGCUUAGAGGCGAGUACUCGGUUUUACUUCGAGAACUACGCAAAAGGAAACACAAAAAUAAAAGAAAUAUUGUACAGAAAAUGUUAGGAUGUUCAAAUCCUUUUAGUUCCAAGUUAAGCUGUGAAAAAGAACAAACCAAGACGGUCCAAGCUACAAGAAAAUUACAAGAAGCAACUAAUAUAUUUGUCGCACAAACUGCUCAAGAUUACCGUCCUAAAAUACAUAUUUGUAGGAGUACUGUUUAUGCUAAAGACAAUUUUUUAGGAUUACCUAAAUUACCCAGAGAACAACUGCUCACUCAGAUCUAA
Molecule: messenger RNA, 1971 nt
Organism: Macrosiphum euphorbiae (potato aphid)
Lineage: Eukaryota; Metazoa; Arthropoda; Insecta; Hemiptera; Aphididae
Source: the annotation of a GenBank genome assembly